AGCUAGAACCUUUCAUUGUGUUACUUGAGAAAGCGUAACUUACUUAUCUUUUUAUCUGUGGGAAGCCAGAACCUUUCAUUAUGUUACCUGAGAAUUAGUAACUUACCUAUUUUUUUUAUCUGUGAGAAGCUAGAAUCUUUCAUUGUGUUAUGUAAGAAUUCAUAACUUACCUAUUUUUUUUUAUCUGUGAGAAGUCAGAACCUUUCAUUUGAAUUUCAUUAAUCAUUUUGAUGCAUCAUAAAUAAAAAAAGUCAGUGAAAAAGUCAAGAUUUUGGCACUAAAAGACAAAAAUAAUCAAAUUUUUCACGCAUAACCAAUCAUGCAUCUCACACACUUUUGAAUUUACACUAAAUUCACAAUGUAUAAACAAUUUGGAGCGCAUUACACCAGAUUCAAGUGAAAUUCCCAACUUUCAUAAUCCCAAGUUUAACCCUUAACCUAAUUCUAACUCUACAUAACAAUUCAUUUUCACAUCAGAAAAUUAUCCACAACUCACCCUUACCCUUACCAAAACUAUACCAAUUUGAAUCCUCAAAAUUCAUGUUUCUUCACUUUGGAGAAAUUUUGAAUUUUCACCAAUUCUUUUAAGUUUUUGAGCAACGGUGUUUCCACCUUCAUUACAUUUAAUUUACCAAACCAUUACCUACACCAAUCACUAACCAAAAUAGUUCAAAUCAAGAUCAAAGGUUUAGUUCGAUUUUAAACUCAAUUUUUGAGGUUUCCCGGAUCUUGAAUUUGAGCUUCGAUUUGAGUAAGGGAUGUUGAGAGGAUUUCAAAUCUACAAAAAUUUAUAAACUGUAAUCUUGUUUAGACCUUCAUCGGAGCUUGAUUGGAGAGCCACCAUGUUCACAAUUAUUGUCGACAAGUUCUUGAGUUUUUCGUUCAAAUUUCGUUUAGAGGAAACAUUCUUUGAAGAAUUCGUAUUCGAGGAAAGAUGGUUACUGAUGACCAUUUUUGAGAUUAAAAAUGGCUACUGAUGGCCAUGUUUCGAGGAUGUUGUUUAAGGUUGGAAGCGAAGAUAGUUAGAAUCGGAGCUAAUUCAAAGUGAAUUAUCUUUAAGACUUAAACGUUUUGCGAAAUACAAAGGGUACUAAAGCUUAACGUGUUUUCGUGAUAUUCUCGGUUCUGAUCACGUUGCCACGCGUCGAAAGAGGAUUUAGGCGGGAGGAUUUGAAUUUCGAAGUAAUCUGUGUAACCGAACAAGGACAGAUGGCGUCCCAAGGAUUCUUGUUAGCAACGUGGCAUCAGAUUAGUGUAGGACCGUUAGGGUCGAAAUUAGUAUAAAUAAGGGUCUUAAUGUUAGGAUUCCGUGUGUUCAUUUUGUACAAAUCACUCACAAAUCACUCAAGUAUCAAGUGUUUAGAGAACGAGUUCGCUGAGAAAUAUACGUAUGACACCAACACCAUUUUAAAUACAUUUGUAUCUUUCUUUAUUCAAGUAUCUUUUCAAUUCCUUUUAUUUUCUUCGUAUAACUUUCAUUUCGAAGCAACUUUACUUUCCUGCAUUUAACAUUCGAGCACGUUAUAUUCUUGCACUUUACAUUCCUACAAUUUACACGCUUUUAUUUAUGUUUUCUUUGUCGAAAGUCACAUUAACAUGUAUAACAAGUGUUGUUUCAAGUGAAUAGUCAUACAUCACAAACAAGUUUUCUUGAAGCCAGAACAAACAUGAACCAAAUCAUAUCGAAAGACAAUUGUUUGACUAUGUCCUAGGAUCAAUCUAGUCGAUCCUACGAGUAACCAAAGUAUAUUUUAUAGUUUGGAGGACUAGCGGUUGUUUACCAGAAAUCACCGUAAACAAAUUGGCACGCCCAGUGGGACAGUGUCAAACAGAUUGUUAUUAAUUGAUUGUUUUGUUUUGUCUAGAAAAUAUCAAGACCUUGUAUGAACCUUAGGAACGGUAAAUUAACCAACAAUGCACAACCGAUUCCUAAACGAAGGUACAACAAGAAAAUGGUCAAUGCGGCCAGUGGAGGGGGAGAUCAAGAUCCCCCACAGGGGUCAGGAACAGUAGCGGCAAAUUCUAUGCACGUUUCGACUUCUACUCAAGAGGCGCAGGAAAUAUCGGGUUCGACAGGAUCUGCACCCAUAGGUAGUUCCCAGGCUGUACCCGAAAAUACAUCAGGGACAACAGGGACUGUUCUAGUCUCGUGUUCGACUACUGUGCCUCCACUCACAGGCGCAAGCGAGAUACCACUUUUCUCGACAAACGCCGCAAGUCAAUUAUUUACCCCAGGACCAUCAACCGCUUUUGAAGGUUGGAGACCCAACAAUCCAUAUGGAAUGCCAUAUUCAUACAUGGCAGGAUUACGAGGAACAGGGCCUACAUACAUUGCGCCUAACCCAACGGCGUUUUCGCCUAAUGUCGGUUCGAUAGGUCGAAGCGCACGAAACACUGGUUUCUCUGCCCAAAUACCUCCCUUAACCACCAGUAGUCAAGCGACAUUUCGACAGGAAAUGAAUGCAAGUAACCAUGAUAUGUUAGGGGUCCUUGCUAGAGAAUUAGGGUCGAUCUUUAAUCCGUUAGCAACAAACAUUGCCAGGACUAACCAAGAGAAUGUAGAGACAUACCAAAAAAUAUCGUCACAAAUAGGACGAAUGGCGGAUUUUUUAGGAGUCCCGCAAAACAGGCGAAGAAACAACCAAUCAACCUAUCAGGAAGGGGACCCAGUUCUAGAACAAGUUCAAACCGCAGUACCUUCAUCUAGGCCAGCGCCAGUCGAACGAAACCAAGUGGUAGAUUUAGAAACUCAAAAUCAAACGACCAACGUUGCUCGACAAGCAAUUCCCCAGCAACAGCCUAGAGUAGUUGUAGUAGGAAGAGACGAACAUCCUGACGAAGUUGUGCAUAGGGUUAGGAGAGACAAUUUGGCAACCGAAAACAGUCUUACUGCCAUGAUAGAGAGAAUAAUGGCUAACAAUGGCCUUAAUACUGGACUUCGACGUCCAAACUAUACGUCCCCCAUACCCGAAUACAUUAUGCAAAUAGAAUUACCAAGAGGUACCAUGGUACCCAAAUUUACGAAGUUUUCAGGGGACACUAGUGAGUCAAAGGUGGAACACAUAGCUAGAUAUUUGACGGAAGCAGGGGAUCUAGCAGGGAACGAGGAUUUAAGAAUUAAAUACUUCCCUAGUUCGCUAACAAAAAAUGCUUUUGUUUGGUUCACUAUCUUACCCCCAAAUUCCAUAGACGCAUGGGCACACUUGGAGAGAUUAUUCCAUGAACAAUUCUAUAUGGGUCAAACCAAGAUAAGUCUGAAAGAAUUGGCUAGCAUCAAGAGGAAAUUCACAGAGCCUAUAGAUGAUUACUUAAACAGGUUCCGUUUGAUGAAAUCAAGAUGCUUCACGGUUGUCCCAGAACACGAAUUAGUCGAAAUGGCUGUAGGCGGUCUAGAUUAUUCAAUCAGAAAGAAACUAGAUACCCAAUACCUAAGGGAUAUGGCCCAAUUGGCAGACAGGGUUCGACAAGUCGAACGACUAAAAGCAGAAAAGGCCAGAGCAAAUAAAAGUUACAAGAAGGAGAGGGUAGCAUAUAUUGAAGUUGAAGACGUUGACGGCGAGUCUUUCGAAGAUUCAUACAACGUGGAAGAGGUCGAAAUAGAUCUAGCUGAAUUAAAAGAAGCACCGCCUUAUUCUUGCAAAUUGCUCACCCCUUCUAUUGGAAAAAAUCCAGUAGAGAAUGAUAAAAGCGAUAGAUUUCCUAAGAAAACUUAUACAUUUGACGUCACUAAAUGUGACGAAAUAUUUGAUUUGUUAGUAAAAGAUGGCCAAAUGAUAGUGCCUCCCAAUUUCAAAAUUCCUCUGUUAGAACAACGGAAGAAGCGAGGCUUUUGCAAAUAUCAUAGUUUUUUAGGCCAUAAAACCUCACAAUGUUUUCUUUUCAGAGAUCUAAUUCAGAAUGCUAUCAAGGACGAACGUCUGAAAUUCGCUGAUAGAACCUAGAGUCAUAUGAAGGUUAACACAGACCCUUUGAAUCUUGCUGACACUAACCUGUGUGAACCACUUGACGUCAACAUGGUGGAAGUAUCUGAGAUCGAUGUUGCUGAAUCGGAGAUAAUUUCAACUAGAAAGUAGGUUAGUGAAAGCCUAAAUGACAACACGGUCUUCAAUACUGAUAUUGAAGAAUCCUUUGAUGCGGAGAUGACUGAAGAUCUGAAAGAAAAAACUAGCGAAGCCACUUGUCAUACCCCAAAAUUUGCCCACACUUUUUAGUGAUAAAAAUUUUCGAAAUUAUUUUCAAAAUUGGAUUUUUAUAAAAUAUUGGAUUCAUUUACAUUGACAUCCUAAAUUUUAUAACUAUUCGAUUUAGAGUCUAUUUUAAAAUAUAGUAGUUUACUCUUAAAUUACUUAUAUUUUAAUAAAUAGACAAUGCUGGUCGAUGCUUCAUACACUUUCAAUUGGCUUUUUAUUUCAAAAAAAUAACAAAGCACAAUUGGUUAGGAAGUAAGACUUGCAAAAAAAAGGUCACGGGUUCAAAUCCCGCUUGCUGCAUUUCCAUAUUUUUUAACUUUUUUUGUUAUCUCUUUUGCACCUGGACACACCUGGACACAAGUAUGUCCAGGUUCUUAAUCUUGGUCAUCAAGAAAGGUCCAUGGGCCUUUGGGUUGGAUCAUUUCCUUUUUAGGAUCGGUCUUGACCUAAUUCCACUCUAUAAAUAGAGCACUCCACCUUCACAUUUAUCAUCAACAAUUUUCAUAAACAAUUCUUCACAAUUUCUACACAAACCCUAACAAUUUUGCAAAUCCUUUUUCAAAAGCUUUUUUUUUUCAAAACCUCUUUUUAUGCGGUGGCCAAUGAUGACACCUGACCUGAGGCCUCCUUUUUCUUUCAAAUGAUUUUGGCCGGUGAUUAGUAUAUGAGGCCCUAAUUUUAUUUAUCUUUUCUAUUUUAAUUUCUAAUUUGUUUUGCUACAGGAUGAUAUUAUCUGAUGGCCCUCUUUUUUCUAAAAAUUUAUUCGUCAUAUUUUCAUUAACACUCUUCGUACAUUCAAAUUCUUAUACAUAUCUUUUUCAUGCCAUGUUACCAAAUGUUCAAUUGCCACCCCUCUUGUACUUAGCUUGCGUUACUUAUUUUUUUAUUUAAAACCUAGGCUUUUGGAUCAAACUUCUUUCACUUGAUGUUUAUAUACUAAUAUUUGUCUUCACCCACACAAACUUUCAUUCACAGCAUCAGUACAUAAAUGGCGAAACAAGAAUUAACAAAAUUAUAUAAGUUACAUAAUCCAGAUUGUAAGGUUUUUUUUGUUCAUAAAUCUGUAAAAAAUAAUAAUUAUAACAUAUCACCAUUAACAUAAUGUGGAACCAAUUUCUUUAUCCAUCAAUGAGAAUUAACACAAUAGGUUCUACUAACAAUUUCACAUUCAGGUUUAUGUAUGUUCUUUUUGCAGCAAUCCUUCAUCAGCAGAAAAUUAAAAAAAAAACACUUAUUAAGAGGAAAUUAAAUCGGAUUGGAUGCUAUACUUUUCACGUUGCAACAAACUUCACCGACGACGUCGCGUCCCACCACCCUCCGCCGUGAAGCAGCCACCAUGACCACCGUCGAUCCAGCCGCGCACCACCAUAGGACCUUCCGAUCAACGCAUACACCAAGGCAAUUGGCAUCCGAUCGAUACCACGUCGCAGCAAUUUGAUUCGACAACAUCAAUAACAAUUGGCAAAUCGGAACUGAAGCAACACCACAAUUCUUCAACUAUUCUUCUUCGACGGUAACUGAUUUGUUUAAUUUCCCUUUUGAUUGAUUGCGGUUCAUUCCCUUGGAUGUUGAUUCCUUGUGGUCCGUUUUGCUGUUUAAGCUUGAAUUACUUGUAUAGUUUGUAUGGAACUGUGAUAAAUUGAAAAGAAAAUCUGGAAGUUGAAAUAAAUAUCAGAUGAGGUGAGAGAGGAUGUCUUUACGUUCUGAGAGAGACAGGGGCACAGAGUUAUGUUGAGAGAAUGAGACUGAUGAAGGUGUUAGGGCGGUUUGGUCUCAUAGUUUUAGGGUUUUCUUAAUUUAUUUUUGGCUUAAGUGAUCUUAAUGGGCCUAAUUCAUUUUUUUUGGCUAUGCUACACACCCACGUGACCGCACCCCUUGGCUGACUGCAUAAUUGAUCUUUGGACUUAAUCACUUUUGCUCAAUGCCUCUAUUUGGACUGCAGCGCCCCACCUGCUAUCCACACCACCAUUUUCUUCUUUUAGCCCAUGUUAAAUGUUGGUUCUGUUAUAAUUGUUUUCCUUAUUUUAAUUCACAUCAUACAAUAAAAUAAAAUAAAGCAUGUUUUAUAUUUUCUUUACAUUAAAAUACCAAAAAAUAUAGUUUUGUUUUUUAUUUCCUUUUAGAUUUUAAAUCUCUAGAUUUUUAAUUAAUUUUGAUUAACGUUGAUAUUUUAUCAUUUCUCCAACUUUAUUCCAUAUCAUGUUACUAACAUCUCUUGUUUAUGCGAGGUACCACCGCAUUGAGGCAUUGGAUUAUUUCGUGGAUAUUCACAAGCCAUUUCUUUAAUUUUCGUGUAUAUUGUAUUCUCGUUUUAAUUUCUAUUAUGGGUUUGUAAUAAUUUAUGUCCCCAUUCGGUAAAUAUGUAAUCCCCUCCCCGAAGCCAUGUAAUAGUUUAGGCCUUUAUUUUUUCUGCUUUUACUUUCCGCAACUUUAACUGUUAGAUGUAUGGUAAUUAGGGCGUGUAUGGCAAGAUAACUUAAUCAAACGCUAGCUAACCUAAUUCAAGAUUAAAUACUCGAAUCUAACACACUUGCACUCACUCACCUCUAGGGUACUCUCCUCUUGGUUGCCUUACGAAUAAUAAUGGUCGUGUCCCUCGAAUAUAGAGGUACCCAAUAGCAAAUUGUCCCUCGAUUAAAAAUCAUCAAAGAUCAUAAGUCCCUCGAUGACCCUCGAUGUUGCCUACGAAUAUAUGAUCUAGUCCCUCGAAUGGUUGCCUACGAAACGAUGAUUGCCCCUUCGAAUUUGCUAAAGGUAUCUCUACCUGUUGCCUUCAAUGACCUCGAUGACCCUUCGAUGACCCGUACGUCCAAUAUAAACAAGGAUUUCCUACUUCUAUAUAGUAUGGAUAAUCCUAGUAACCGUAAAAAGUAUAGGAGAAGACCAAUUAGUUAGGGUAGUGCUCUUAAUCUGCCUAGCUCAAUAAAAAUAUAUUUUCAACACUCUUUCGAGAAACUAAGGCUACGCAUUUACGCUAAAGUCCUUAUGCCUCUUUUCAACUCAAAACAAACAAACAUGAGCUAAGCAAAUUAAGAGCCCGUAGAAAACUACGGAUGAAAAGGGUGCUUACACCUUCCCUUUUCAUAACUUACCCCCCGAGCCCGUUUUCUUUUAAAAAAGGUCUUUUCCUAAAAUUGGACAAAAUAAAAGUCGGUGGCGACUCUUGCUCACCGCAACAUUGUUGCAUAUAAAAAUAAAAGUCAGUUCACCAUGUUACAGAACUGGCGACUCUGCUGGGGAUAAAUAAAAAGAGGGGUUACCUUAGAGCUUAGAUCAUAUAAUAUGCUUGUUUUGUUUGCUUUACUUUUCAAGGUUGCUUGGAAAUUAAAUGAAGGACGAAUCCUAUACCCGGAUUCAAGUACAUUUAAGAUAGGAGUGGCAUAGUCAU
Vicia villosa (hairy vetch) is the source of this 7578-nucleotide messenger RNA. RefSeq lists its product as uncharacterized. The record is from RefSeq and is a predicted model, not a curated record. Bases 1884 to 3941 code for a protein of 685 amino acids. NCBI's taxonomy places the organism in Eukaryota, Viridiplantae, Streptophyta, Magnoliopsida, Fabales, Fabaceae. The transcript is spliced from 3 exons.